AAAGAAGGGAGGUACUAGGUAAGCUAAAUCAUAAACCGACUGUCAUUGCCUUUAGCUUCCCAACACAUUAAAACCUGCAAUUCUCCGGAAGUGGUGUAGGUACUGAACUUUGAAAUAAUCCAUGGUGUUGAUCGAUUCGAGUCAGUCAUUCUGUCACAACACUCUGCCCGGGAAGUCGAUGUCUCAGAAAACUUCUACGGAAGAUUAAUGAAAAUGCCAACUUCCUCAGAAAGAUGGAAUGUGGAGGUGCAAUACUUGGGGCUGGUGGAGCGCUCAGAGGGGGGUAGUUAUUACUUGGAGAUCGUCAUUUACCACUUGUAUCCAAGACAAUGGGAGCCAUUUUUGGCUUAGUCACGAGGCUAAAUUAGCUAGUAGCAGCUUUGGAGAUGUUUAUCUUGGAAGAGCGUUGGCCCGCGAAGUAUGGUAGUAACCAUCAACAAGCCUUCCUGCAGUAUGGAGAUGGUUGAAAUUGUGAUUCCACAUCUUGGGCGAAGCGAAUGCCAAUAUCGAGUGAUGAAGUAUCUAUCGGGAUUGUUUGCAACGAGCAACUGUUGUGCUUGUUUGUGUUGACUGUGAUGACUGGCAUUCGACAACAUAUUUGUCAAUAAUAUGAGAUGUAGGAGAAUCUGUACGUUGCAAAAGUUCAUCAAAACAAACGAUUGGAGCUUUGCGUCACAGGUUGGAUAUAAUGUUUGAGCCAACUAUUCUAUUGGCCCUAUUCCCCGGAUUCUGUGGGGUAUGGGGGUUGGCAGGUCUUGAAGCUCCUAGAUAGCUGAUAUGGAGUGUCAUAGCGCAUUUUAACUGACAUUAGGCUCAGAACUUACUAGCUACUGUUAGCUAUACCAUCUGCUGAUGCUACUAUAUAGUCCCUGAGCCACGCCCUGCUGUUCUCUUUACCUCAAUUGACACUACGCAAAACACUGCUCCGACCUUGCGAAUCAUGACUUCAAAUAAACUGCCUAGGACCUCUAGUAAUGCCGACGACGAGAAGGAAGUCGUAAGGCUUCAUGAACAUGCUCCGUCUGUUGAUUUACCUCUAGAUCCAGAUGCGGAUUUGAGCGACGCGGAGAAGGCCGAUAUUGUAGGUCGAUGAACAUCCUCAUGAAAUCCAAUGAUAUACUGAUGAUUUGUGUAGGAGCGCAAGCUGGUGCGGAAGCUUGAUUGGACUUUAAUACCAUGGGUGAGCGAAUCCUUUGCUUUAGCACCGCUUUUCCUCUCUAACUUUGAAAGCUCUGUGUUCUUUACCUACUCGCUUUCCUUGAUCGUACGAAUAUUGGAAACGCAAAGAUUAGCGGCUUACAGAAAGACCUGAGCAACAUGUCGACUGGGAUGUAUAAUGCCGUACUAUCCAUAUUCUUCGUCUCAUAUGCACUCUUUGAACCUAUUACGAACGUGAUGCUUAAGAGAUUUCGCCCAUCCAUAUUCGUACCAAUCAUUAUGUGAGUCUGCAACGAACAAUUGGAACCUUUGCAUAGCAAAUCCCGCGGUGGCAUGGCCAAGUUACUGACAUUGUCAUAGAAUUGCCUGGGGCUUGUGCAUGACAUUCAUGGGCUUUGUCGAGAAUUGGUCAGGCCUGAUGGCCGCCCGAUUCUUCCUUGGUGCCGCGGAGGCGGGGUUAUUUCCAGGAAUCAGUUAUUACUUAUCUUGUUGGUACAAGCGAUCGGAGUUUGGUGUUCGAAUUGCAAUUUUCUUUUCCGCUGCUGCUGUAUCUGGUAGUUUUGGUGGACUUCUCGCCGCGGCUAUCGUGAAGAUGGACGGUAUUGGUGGACUUCAUGGAUGGGCUUGGAUUUUUAUACUGGAAGGAAUUAUUACUGUUCUAGCUGGAGUCGCUUCGUUCUGGCUGGUUUAUGAUUUCCCUGAAAGCGCCAGCUUCCUUUCUGAAGUCGACCGAAGCAGGGUCAUCCGUCGCUUGCGAGCCAAUCAGCAAGCCGCAGGGCAUGAAGCGUUCAACUCAAAAUUUAUUUGGCAAGCAUUCAAGGAUUACAAAAUGUGGAUCGGAAUGGUACUGUAUUCAGGAUGUUGCAUGCCGCUAUACGCGUUCUCUCUAUUUCUCCCUACCAUUAUCACUCAACUUGGCUACACAACAACCAGAGCCCAGCUUCUAUCCGUUCCACCAUAUGUGGCUGCCGCUAUCCUGACGGUUGCGAUUGGAUUUAUCGGUGAUCGUACACGGCAACGAGGCCUGUGUAAUAUCAUCGUGUCCUUUCUUGGUAUUGCCGGUUUCUCCAUGCUCCUAGGUAGUGAAGAACCGGGUAUUAAAUAUGCCGGAACUUUUCUCGGAGCUCUCGGUAUCUAUCCUUGCAUAGCUAACAGUAUCUCAUGGGUCUCCAAUAAUAUUGAAGGCUCCUACAAGCGAGGUGUUGUCUUGGGAAUGAUGAUUGGCUGGGGUAAUUUGUGUGGUAUCAUCAGUUCGAACAUCUAUUUUGACAAGCCCAGAUUUAUUUCCGGCCACUCUAUUGUUAUUGCUUUCAUGGCUGUUUUCUUGUUGGGUGGAAGUACCUUGAUGCGCUUCUUAUUGAAAAGAGAAAAUAGCAAGAGAACUAGGGGUGAGAGAGAUGUGUGGGUUCAGGGGCUCAAUGAAAGCGAGCAGACGGCUGUGGGAGACAAGAGACCAGAUUUCUUGUAUACUUUGUAACUUAAUGGGAAUGAACUUCCGGAAAAAGGGUCUAGGGCUCGGAAGAUAAAAAGAUGUGGAUCUCGCUUGACCGAUGAUGUUGGAGACGAGGAGGAUACUUUAUGUAAUGCUGGACAUAUAUGGGUGAGUACAUAAGUCUGUAAUGAUGGUUUCGUCUUACAGCGCGUUUGCUCUGCUUGUCCAAAUUUGAAAUGGAAGUGGUGAAUCCGUGUAUAGCAUGCCUUGGAGCCACUGCAGUAGACAUACGCAGUAAACACAUGCAGUAGACAUACAUCCCACCUGUACCAUCCCACUUGAAUGAGAAUAGUCUAAUAUCACAACGCAAUCUGCACACACUUGGCCUGAGGUAAUGUAAAACCAUUGGCUUAGAUUCUUGCAUGAAUCUCAGCCAUGUUCACCUUAAACAUAUUCGCUACCCGGGGUCUUCAGUUGGUUACUUGCCCAGCCCCAGCGCUCUUAGCUUUAAGUUUCGAUGUUGCA
This is a messenger RNA of Sclerotinia trifoliorum, 3115 nucleotides long. The record is from the annotation of a GenBank genome assembly. Lineage: Eukaryota; Fungi; Ascomycota; Leotiomycetes; Helotiales; Sclerotiniaceae.